Messenger RNA from Nicotiana attenuata, 366 nucleotides. RefSeq lists its product as uncharacterized. The transcript is spliced from 2 exons. NCBI's taxonomy places the organism in Eukaryota, Viridiplantae, Streptophyta, Magnoliopsida, Solanales, Solanaceae. The record is from RefSeq and is a predicted model, not a curated record. The coding region runs from base 1 to 366 and encodes 121 amino acids.
AUGGAUGCUUUGAGGGAAAUGCCAGGCUAUGCAAAAAUAAUGAAGGACAUGAUGUCACAGAAAUUUGACUUUCAGGACCUGUUCACAGUAACUCUGACACAGACAUGCAGCGCAGUAGUGGCAAGACCUAUGUCUCAAAAGAUGUUUGAUCCAGGUAGCUUCACUAUUCCGUGCACUAUUGGGAGUUAUGCUUUUGCAAAAGCAUUGUGCGACUUAAGAGCCAGCAUAAACUUGAUGCCUUUGGCAAUAUAUACGAAACUGGGCAUUGGCAGAGCUAGACCAACUUCGAUGCUGUUGCAACUGGCUGACCGCAUGGUUAAAAGACCGACGGGGAUUCUUGAUGAAGUGCUGACGAUGAGACCCUGA